CCUGCUUUGGGGUUACUAUGCCACAGCAACUCAUGACUAUGACAUUAAGUGGACGAUGCCCCACUGUGUCCUUACACUGAAGCUGAUCGGUCUUGCAUUUGAUUAUUAUGAUGGUGGGAAAGCCAAGAGCUCACUCACAGCAGAGCAGCAGAUCUAUGCAGUGAAGAGUGUUCCAUCAUUGCUUGAAGUUUGUGGCUUUAGCUAUUACUAUGGGGGAUUCCUGGUGGGGCCACAGUUCUCAAUGUGUAACUACCAGAAGCUUGUGAGGGGGGAGAUGACUGAUACUGAGGGACAGCGACCGAACAGUAUUGUGCCGGCUAUGAAGCGACUCUGCCUUGGACUCUGCACUAUGGUCAUUUACACCGUGCUGCAGCCGUACCUUCCUGAUAACUACUUCCUGACUGAGGAGUACUUGAGCCAGCCUUUUUGGUACCGCUGUGUGUACAUCACAAUUUGGGGCAAAGUGAUGCUGUACAAAUAUGUCACAUGCUGGCUGGUGACGGAGGGUGUCUGCAUCCUGAGCGGCCUGGGAUAUAACGGUAAAGACGAGAAGGGACAUGUGCGUUGGGACGCCUGUGCCAAUAUGAAGGUCUGGCAGUUUGAGACCACACCGCUCUUUACUGGCACCAUAGCCAGUUUUAAUACCAACACCAAUGACUGGGUGGCCAGAUAUGUAUUUAAGCGCCUCCGUUUCCUGGGCAACAAAUUUGUGUCUCAAGCCUCCGCUCUCUUCUUUCUCGCCAUCUGGCACGGGCUGCACUCAGGAUACCUCGUCUGCUUCUCCCUCGAGUUCCUCAUUGUCAUUGUGGAGAGACGG
Messenger RNA from Bombina bombina (fire-bellied toad), 817 nucleotides. RefSeq names its product lysophospholipid acyltransferase 5. Gene Ontology annotation, cellular component: membrane. NCBI's taxonomy places the organism in Eukaryota, Metazoa, Chordata, Amphibia, Anura, Bombinatoridae. Gene Ontology annotation, biological process: lipid modification; phosphatidylcholine biosynthetic process. Gene Ontology annotation, molecular function: 1-acylglycerophosphocholine O-acyltransferase activity; lysophospholipid acyltransferase activity. The record is from RefSeq and is a predicted model, not a curated record.